This is a messenger RNA of Colletotrichum orchidophilum, 480 nucleotides long. Its product is annotated as MFS transporter. The record is from RefSeq and is a predicted model, not a curated record. Bases 1 to 480 code for a protein of 159 amino acids. NCBI's taxonomy places the organism in Eukaryota, Fungi, Ascomycota, Sordariomycetes, Glomerellales, Glomerellaceae. The transcript has 5 exons.
AUGUCUCUGCAAUACUUCCAAGGCGACGAUGCCACUGUGCCUCUCAGCAUCGUCAAGCAACGGUCCGACGCAGCUUCGAACCUGUACUUACUCUUCUUGAAUGGAGCUUUUGGUUUCUUCAUAUUCUAUCUGCCUGUCUGCACGGCUUAUACUAUCCUAGUCGGUGCUUGCGUCGGUGUCGGUGUCGGUGUCGGUGUCGGUGUCGGUGCCGAACAAGCCAACAUAGCCGUUCAGACAAUCCUCUCCAAAGAAAAACUUGCCAAGGAGCUCUCUGAGAACCUGGGUGGUUCCGUCUUUUCGAAUAUUGACGCCGACGGCGGAGCAAAUCAGAUCAAGGACAAUCUGCAAAAGAAAUUUGGAAACGGUACCACCAUAUGCCAGAAUGCUUUGGACAAGGUCAACACUUCCAUGACAAGUACAUUCAUGCUAGCCAUCAUCCUGGCCGCGAUCUCAUUCCUGUUUGCAAUUCUCUGGGAGUGA